CCAAGCGCCGGACCGGAAGCUCCUCUCACUAACCCGAUUCUCCUCAUUGAGUUGAAACUCGGGAGACGUCAAGAUGCCGGCUUACCACUCUUCUCUCAUGGACCCCGACACCAAACUCAUUGGAAACAUGGCACUGUUGCCCAUCAGAAGUCAGUUCAAAGGACCUGCCCCUAGAGAGAUUCUUUGAAGAUUUCUACAGAUAAGGAAUGACCUGUUACUGUUCCCCAGAGGACUGGAUUCAAACCAAAUUGGAAUUAUGGAUGAAUCAAAAGACACAGAUAUUGUGGAUGAAGCCAUCUAUUACUUCAAGGCCAAUGUCUUCUUCAAAAACUAUGAAAUUAAGAAUGAAGCUGAUAGAACCUUGAUAUACAUAACUCUCUACAUUUCUGAGUGUCUAAAGAAACUCCAAAAGUGCAAUUCCAAAAGCCAAGGUGAGAAAGAAAUGUAUACACUGGGAAUCACUAAUUUUCCCAUUCCCGGAGAGCCUGGUUUUCCACUUAACGCAAUUUAUGCCAAACCUGCGAACAAACAGGAAGACGAAGUGAUGAGGGCCUAUUUGCAGCAGCUAAGGCAAGAGACUGGACUGAGACUUUGCGAGAAAGUUUUUGACCCUCAGAAUGAUAAACCCAGCAAGUGGUGGACUUGCUUUGUGAAGAGACAGUUCAUGAACAAGAGCCUCUCAGGACCUGGACAGUAACGAGAGCUGGGCAGACACUGUUUCCACAGCGUGGGCAGCAUUUUACUGCAAGAUGUACACAGUUCUUUGCCUUUAUUUCAUAAAGUUUUAUACAGAAGAGAGAAGAGAACAUGUCUUUACUUGAAAAGUUCAUUAUUAAGAAUUUGGGGGGGGAGAACAAAUUGUCAAAGGGUGAUUUGAAAUUUUCUGCAGUAUUAAGCUGGUGCUUAAUAAGUAAUAAUAAAGGAAUUUCUCACAUUGUGUCAGAAAAA
Molecule: messenger RNA, 948 nt
Organism: Myotis myotis
Lineage: Eukaryota; Metazoa; Chordata; Mammalia; Chiroptera; Vespertilionidae
Gene: ARPC3
Product: actin related protein 2/3 complex subunit 3
Exons: 8
Coding region: 257-697 (146 amino acids)
Biological process (GO): regulation of actin filament polymerization; Arp2/3 complex-mediated actin nucleation
Cellular component (GO): Arp2/3 protein complex; cytoskeleton
Molecular function (GO): actin filament binding
Source: RefSeq, a predicted model, not a curated record